Rangifer tarandus platyrhynchus (Svalbard reindeer) is the source of this 1275-nucleotide messenger RNA. Lineage: Eukaryota; Metazoa; Chordata; Mammalia; Artiodactyla; Cervidae. The record is from the annotation of a GenBank genome assembly.
AUGGCUGUGAACCUAAGCCGCAAUGGGCCGGCGCUGCUGGAGGCCUACGAGAGAGUGGUCAACGAGAAGUCCUCAACCGACUGGGCCCUCUUUACUUAUGAAGGAAACAGCAAUGACAUCCGCGUGGCUGGCACUGGGGAGGGGGGCCUGGAGGAGAUGGUGGAGGAGCUCAACAGUGGGAAGGUGAUGUACGCCUUCUGCAGGGUCAAGGACCCCAACUCCGGCCUGCCCAAGUUUGUCCUCAUCAACUGGACCGGUGAGGGUGUGAAUGAUGUGCGGAAGGGAGCAUGCGCCAACCACGUCAGCACCAUGGCCGGCUUCUUGAAGGGGGCCCAUGUGACCAUCAAUGCCAGGGCCGAGGAGGACGUGGAGCCCGAGUGCAUCAUGCAGAAGGUGGCCAGGGCCUCAGGUGCUAACUACGCCUUCCACAAGGAGAGGAGCCGCUUCCAGGACACGGGCCCCCAGGCUCCAGUGGGCUCAGUGUACCAGAAGACCAAUGCUGUGUCUGAGAUCAAAAGGAUUGGCAAAGACAGCUUCUGGGCCAAAGCAGAGAAGGAGGAGGAGAACCGCAGGCUAGAGGAAAAGCGGCGAGCGGAGGAGGAGCGGCAGCAGCUGGAACAGGAGCGCCGGGAGCGGGAGCUGCGCGAGGCUGCCCUCCGGGAGCAGCGCUAUCAGGAGCAGGGAGGCGAGGCUGGCCUCCAGAGCAGGAAGUAUGAACAGCAUGAGGUGGUUUCAAGGAACAGAGAGGAGCAGCCAGCACACCCACGGGAGAUUUUCAAGCAGAAGGAGAGGGCCAUGUCUACCACAUCCAUCUCCAGCCCCCAGCCAGGCAAGCUGAGGAGCCCCUUCCUGCAGAAGCAACUCACUCAACCAGAUACCCCCCUCAGCAGAGAGUCAGCUCAUGCCACCUCAAGGCCCAGGGCAGGCAAGGCUGUUGGCUGCCCCGUGGAGGGUUGUGGGUGGGAGGGAGACGUGGAAGAGGAGGCUGUGUACGAGGAACCCCCAGAGCAGGAGACUGUCUAUGAGGAGCCUCCGAUGGUGCAGCAGCAAGAAGCCGGCUCGGAGCCCGUUGAACACUCCCGCGGGCUGAGUGGGAAGGGGCUCUGUGCCCGGGCCCUAUAUGACUACCAGGCAGCCGACGAGACCGAGAUCUCCUUUGACCCUGAGAACCUCAUCACCGGCAUUGAGGUGAUUGACGAAGGCUGGUGGCGUGGCUAUGGGCCAGAUGGCCACUUUGGCAUGUUUCCCGCCAACUAUGUGGAGCUCAUUGAGUAA